Molecule: messenger RNA, 3111 nt
Organism: Vicugna pacos (alpaca)
Lineage: Eukaryota; Metazoa; Chordata; Mammalia; Artiodactyla; Camelidae
Source: RefSeq, a predicted model, not a curated record
CCCGCCGGCGGCAGCGCCAACUCCGCUCGCACCUGCGGCUCAAACUUUUGUGAGGCGGCUCCCGGAGCGGCGGGAACCCGGCCGGAGCCGUCCCCCCUCCAGCCCAGCUCGGCCCUCGGCUUCCUGGGGCCCCCGUGGGCGCCAGGAGGCUCCACGGGAGCCGAGUGAGGGCUGGGGAGGGGGAGGCGGUGGAGAGCGUGCAGGCUGCUGGGCGCGGGGGCGGCCGGGCCGCGCCGGGGUCACUGGGGGCAAAGGACGGGGGAAGGGGGGAAGGGCGCGGGGCGCGGGCUGGUCCGAAGGCGGGUGUGUGGUUACAGAAGGGCUGCGCGAAUACUUCGGCCAGUUCGGGGAGGUGAAGGAGUGUCUGGUGAUGCGGGACCCCCUGACCAAGAGAUCCAGGGGUUUCGGCUUCGUCACUUUCAUGGACCAGGCGGGGGUGGAUAAAGUACUGGCGCAAUCGCGACACGAGCUCGACUCCAAAACAAUUGAUCCCAAGGUGGCCUUUCCCCGGCGAGCACAGCCUAAGAUGGUGACUCGAACGAAGAAGAUCUUUGUUGGGGGGCUAUCAGUAAACACCACGGUGGAGGACGUGAAGCAAUAUUUUGAGCAGUUCGGGAAGGUGGACGAUGCCAUGCUGAUGUUCGACAAAACCACCAACCGGCACCGAGGGUUCGGCUUUGUCACAUUUGAGAGCGAGGACAUCGUGGAGAAAGUGUGUGAAAUCCACUUCCAUGAAAUCAACAACAAAAUGGUGGAAUGUAAGAAAGCUCAGCCAAAAGAGGUGAUGUCACCGACGGGCUCGGCCCGGGGGAGGUCUCGAGUCAUGCCCUACGGAAUGGACGCCUUCAUGCUGGGCAUCGGCAUGCUGGGUUACCCCGGUUUCCAAGCCACGACCUAUGCCAGCCGGAGUUAUACAGGCCUUGCCCCUGGCUACACCUACCAGUUCCCUGAAUUCCGUGUAGAGCGGACCCCUCUCCCGAGCGCCCCAGUCCUCCCCGAGCUUACAGCCAUUCCCCUCACCGCUUACGGACCCAUGGCAGCAGCGGCGGCGGCAGCAGCUGUGGUUCGAGGGACAGGCUCUCACCCCUGGACGAUGGCUCCCCCUCCAGGUUCGACUCCCAGCCGCACGGGGGGCUUCCUGGGAACCACCAGCCCUGGCCCCAUGGCCGAGCUCUAUGGGGCAGCCAACCAGGACUCAGGGGUCAGCAGUUACAUCAGUGCUGCCAGCCCCGCCCCCAGCACUGGCUUCGGCCACAGUCUUGGGGGCCCCUUGAUUGCCACAGCUUUCACCAAUGGGUACCACUGAAGCAGGAGACAGGUGGCAGGAGCACCCCAGCCUGCAGCUGACUGAGGACCACGAGUGAGCCAGCGAGGGGGCGGGGACACCUCAGCCGCAGCCGCCGCCCCCUCCCCCGCAGCGACUCGGACCGCUACUGCCUGCCCCCCACUCCCUGGGCCCCGGCCCCUGCCCUGCUGCCCUCGAUGGAUGUGUGGAUGUCCCGUCGUCUGGCUCCCCUACUAACCUCCCUCUCUGCCGCCCCUGGCCCACUUUCCCCACCUGCCCUGUCCUGCCCGCUUUUAUUUAUUUUGGAUUAGCCGGUUGCCCCCACCCUCCCCCGGUUCUCCCCUCUCCUCUCGGAUCUGCGCCCCCGGUCUCCCUGCCGCGCCCCAUAGGACACCCCCAAGAAGGCUUUUGUAUUUGUGCAUAGCUAGAGUGAGGGCAGAGGGGGCCUGCUGCAGGCCGCAGCCACAACCCUGGUUUUUUUUAUUCUGAUUUUCCCUCCUUUUCUCUCUUUUUUUUUUUUAAAGAAACUGUUUUUUUUUAAACUAUUUCUAGGUUUGUGAAUGUGAAGCCCCAGGCCACAGGGGGCAAGGGGCCAGGUGCCCCCCACCAGCUUAGAACAAAAUGUCUAUGUGGGUGUGGGCCCCUGGCCACCUCCCUCCAGCCCUGGAGAGGAGGACAGGGCUGUGCAGGCCAGGCCGAGCCCCUGGACCACCCCGUCCUGUAUCAUAUGUAAAUACUGUGAGGUGAGGCCCCCACCCAUCUCUCAGAUCCCUUGGGGGUGAGGGCAUUGCCUCGCCCCACCCAGCAAAGGUCUCCCCUGUGUUUCUGUCCCUUCCUCAGACACCGUUACUGUAAGCUUGCAGGCCUCAAUUGUGGCCGAGGCAGGCCCUCUCUCUCAGGCCCUAGGGGUCAAGACCUUGGGCCCACUCACCCCGAAAACCCAGUGUUGGGGCAAGGGAAGAGAAGGGCUCGCCCGGAGCCACUGCUGGAAAGGAAUUAACUCUCCAAAGGUCUCCCCCCACCCCCUACCUAGUCGGGCCUUCAUGGUUUCUGCCCUGAGCCCCCCAUGAGUGGGCAUCAGGGGGCACUUUGGGAAGGGGCAGACCCCAGGGGAAAGCAAAGGGCUUCUCAGGGAACCCCCACAUUUUUCUCACUGAAGUUCCCCACCAGGAUGGUCCAGUGGCCAGAGCCCCUUGGCAGCCCCAAGCCCCCGAGUCCCCUUCAAAGGAAAACAAGGCUCAGGUCCUGCCUGUUCGUGAACAGUGAGUGACCAGGCCAGUGUGGCAGGGCUGAGGCCCACCUGUCAUUGUCCCCCUCUGUGUCCUUCUCCCCCAGGUCUGAGGCUGGGGACCUAAGCUUCCUUCCCCAUCAUAGUUCUCCCACUUUAAAACCCCCUUUGGAGAGUUAAUUGUGUGAGGUGCUUAACCUAUCAGCCCCAAGAUCACAAAGCAAUAAUCUUUGUUACUGAGAUGCGCGGCUGUUCGUGGGUUUUUUUUUUUUAAUGUUUCCUAAUAAAAGAGAAGCUGCAUUUUAUUGGUUUUUAUUUUUAAUUAAUUUUCUACAUGUUUGAGCUGAGUCACAAGAGACUUAGCUUCCCUCUCCCCACUUCCUGUGAUCCCUCCCACCCUGCUGGGCCCACCCAUGGGCUCAGGGCCCUGGAAUUCUGUUUUCUGAUUUGUUUGGGAAAUUUUUUUAAAAAGAUGUUACAUGGUGUUUCGAAGCCAGCAAGUUACCACCCUCCGGUGUCUCUUCUCUCCACAUCUGUAACUUCUUUUUCCAGGUUUUAUUUUCAGUUUUAAAUUCCUAAUAAAUUAUUUGAAAAUGGG